UACAAUAAUAGUUGUUCUGUAGGGCUAUGCCCCUCCCUGUAACCAAAAAAUAAUAGUAUUUGAACUUGAAUCAAUAUCCUCCACUUUCUUCUUCUCCUCCAAAAACAAAUGGGUUCUUCUGUGAACGAGCUUCUGUUUCUGGAAGAGCCUCUUCUUCAGGAUGAAGGGGACAGUCAAUACACAGGAGAUGGCUCAGUUGACAUUAGAGGAAGGCCUGUUCUUAAGCAGAAUACUGGGAAUUGGAAAGCAUGCCCCUUUAUUCUAGGCAAUGAAUGUUGUGAACGUUUAGCUUUCUUCGGCAUUGCAACGAAUCUUGUUACCUAUCUUACCACCAAAUUACAUCAAGAAAACGUCUCUGCUGCGAGAAAUGUCAGCAUCUGGCAAGGCACUUGUUAUCUUACGCCUCUCAUUGCAGCUGUUCUUGCAGAUGGUUAUUGGGGACGAUACUGGACAAUUGCUGUUUUCUCUAUGAUUUAUGUCUUAGGGUUGUGUGUGUUGACUCUUUCUGCAUCUCUUCCAGCUUUGAAGCCAGCUGAAUGUUUUGGUUCUGCCUGCCCAUCAGCUACUCCAGCACAAUAUGCUGUGUUAUACUUUGCUCUCUAUGUAAUUGCACUUGGAACUGGUGGUGUAAAAUCAUGUGUGUCAUGUUUUGGGGCAGAUCAGUUUGAUGAUACUGAUCCCAAUGAAAGGAUAGGGAAGGCUUCCUUUUUCAACUGGUUUUACUUUUCGAUCGACUUAGGUGCUGUGGUAUCAUGCAGCUUCAUUGUGUGGGUUCAAGAUAAUGCAGGAUGGGGUCUUGGAUUUGGCAUUCCUGCUUUUUUUAUGGGAAUAGCUAUUGGAAGCUUAUGUUUAGGCACACCUCUCUACAGGUUUCAAAAACCCUGGGGAAGCCCUGUUACAAGAGUGUCCCAGGUUGUGUUAGCAUCAAUCCGGAAGCGGAAUCUGGUUGUCCCCGAUGAUAGUAGUCUCCUGUAUGAGGCGCCGAACAAGAGACUUGAAAACAAAGGGAGUCGCAAACUGAUGCAUAUUGAUGAUCUGAGGUUUCUUGAUAGAGCAGCUAUAGUGUCUGAUUCCGAGAGCAGAAGUGGUGACUAUACUAAUCCAUGGAGGCUUUGCACCGUGACACAGGUAGAGGAAUUGAAAAUCUUGAUCCGCGUGUUACCAAUUUGGGCUACUGGAAUUGUUUUUGCUGCUGUUUAUGCCCAGAUGUCAACAUUGUUUGUGGAACAAGGAAUGAUGAUGGACACAAGUAUUGGUUCCUUCAACUUACCACCAGCUUCCCUCGCAACUUUUGACGUGAUGAGUGUUGUUUUGUGGGUUCCUGUAUAUGACAGGAUCCUUGUUCCUAUUGCAAGGAAAUUUACAAGCAAGGAAAGUGGCUUUUCAGUGUUUCAGAGAAUGGGAAUUGGCCAUUUUAUUUCUGUCCUAUGCAUGUCAUCAGCUGCUGUCGUGGAAAUUGCGCGCCUGCAACUUGCCAGAGAGCUUGACCUUGUGGAUAAACCUGUUUCUGUCCCUUUUAGUGUGUUCUGGCAAAUACCUCAAUAUUUCUUAUUAGGCGCAGCAGAGGUAUUCACACUCAUUGGGCAGCUUGAGUUCUUCUAUGACCAAUCUCCAGAUUCUAUGCGGACUUUAUGUAGCGCGCUGUCACUCAUUAAUUUUUCAUUGGGGAAUUACUUGAGCUCUUUCAUUCUUACUAUAGUAACUUACUUCACUACACAAGGUGGAAAUCCUGGGUGGAUUCCAGAUAACUUGAACAAAGGUCAUCUUGAUUACUUUUUCUGGCUUUUAGCUGGACUUAGCUUCUUAAAUAUGUUGGUGUACAUAGUUUCUGCAAAAAGGUUCAAGCAGAAGAAGGCUUCUUAAGAUUUUUCAAGCAUUAUUCUUCUUCCACUUAACUAGUUCAACACAGGCCCUGCUCCCUCUCAUGAAGCCUUUUACUCAGAGCUGAACUGGCUGCAUAACACAUUCAUGUAAAUUGUUGGUUGUUAAUGUUCACUUGCUGUAUAUUGUAAAAAUCACAUUAUCUACAUUAUCUUCAAUUGAUAUCCGAUUAUUUAGUCUCCAUAGAAAGUUUGA
Lotus japonicus is the source of this 2076-nucleotide messenger RNA. RefSeq names its product protein NRT1/ PTR FAMILY 8.3-like. The record is from RefSeq and is a predicted model, not a curated record. Gene Ontology annotation, cellular component: plant-type vacuole membrane. Bases 109 to 1863 code for a protein of 584 amino acids. The transcript has 5 exons. Gene Ontology annotation, molecular function: transmembrane transporter activity. Lineage: Eukaryota; Viridiplantae; Streptophyta; Magnoliopsida; Fabales; Fabaceae. Gene Ontology annotation, biological process: transmembrane transport; oligopeptide transport.